GUGCCUGAGCCCGAGCCCGAGCCGGGAGCUGGUCUCGGGGGCUCUGGCCUGUGAGGACGGCUAGGACUGCUCACGAUGGCGAUCUUGUGGGGAGGCCUCUUUCGCAUUGGCUCUAUGCUCGGUCUGUCCUGCCUGGCGUUCUUCGUUCUACUCCUCGUGCAGCUGUCAGACGCGGCCAAGAAUUUCGAGGAUGUCCGGUGUAAAUGUAUUUGUCCUCCUUAUAAAGAUAAUUCUGGGCAUAUUUAUAAUAAGAAUAUAUCCCAGAAAGAUUGCGAUUGCCUUCAUGUUGUGGACCCCAUGCCUGUGCGGGGGCCUGAUGUAGAAGCAUACUGUCUGCGCUGUGAAUGCAAAUAUGAAGAAAGAAGCUCUGUUACCAUCAAGGUCACCAUUAUAAUUUAUCUCUCCAUUUUGGGCCUGCUACUUCUGUACAUGGUAUAUCUUACUUUGGUUGAGCCCAUCCUGAAGCGACGCCUCUUUGGACACUCACAGUUGAUACAGAGCGACGACGAUGUUGGGGAUCACCAGCCUUUUGCAAAUGCUCACGAUGUGCUGGCCCGCUCCCGCAGUCGAGCCAAUGUGCUGAACAAAGUAGAAUAUGCCCAGCAGCGCUGGAAGCUUCAAGUCCAAGAGCAGCGAAAAUCUGUCUUUGACCGUCAUGUUGUCCUCAGCUAA
Molecule: messenger RNA, 672 nt
Organism: Orycteropus afer afer
Lineage: Eukaryota; Metazoa; Chordata; Mammalia; Tubulidentata; Orycteropodidae
Gene: TMEM9B
Product: TMEM9 domain family member B
Biological process (GO): positive regulation of canonical NF-kappaB signal transduction
Cellular component (GO): lysosomal membrane
Source: RefSeq, a predicted model, not a curated record